GUCGUUAUAAAUACCUGGUUACUCCUUCUAUUAUCGUUCUCACUUUAGCCAUGACACUUGACAGAGUCUUGCGUUUAGGCUUCGUGUUAUAUCAAGCUUACACGACAACGUCUCAAGUUGACGCACUAGCAAGAAGCGAAAGCGAUGUCUGAAGAUCCAUCCACCGCAGAGUGUGCCGCCAAGUCCCGUGGAAGGUACAAUCCUGACCUUCGCAAGAACUUUCAGAUAAUCGGCGGCGCUGGACUCCAGUGCUAUUCGCGACAACUAAAGUGUCUUGUCUGUGGAGAUAUCGUAGCUGACCACGCGAGUUGCAUCAGACGGCACGUGAAAUGCUGCUCCGCGAACGCAGAGAAGCGUAUUGCAGCGGAGAACUCAGCGGAUCCGAGAGCUUCCUUGGAAGUGGUGACGUGGACCAAGGCUCAAAAAACCGAGCUCCGGAGCAACUUCCACAUUGUCGAGCCAACGCAGCCAGUGAAGUGCCAUAGAUGCCUCGCAUGUGGCAAAGACAAUGUCAAGGGGAGCAGGACCGAGCUCGUGCAGCAUAUCCAACGCUACCCGAGCACGCGAGCCAAGUACCGCGAGAUGGACGCAGAACACCUCAACACCACGCGUGCGCAGAAAUUCUUGAAGCGAUAUCUGGACGCGGCGGACACGCAUUGGAUGUGCCCGGGGUGCAGACCAAUCUUCCCGCGGACAGAAGAAAUGCAGCACCGCCGCGAGUGUGCCUUUUUCCGAUGCUACUUUUGCCACCGCUACCGACUCCCCUCCGCUGAACUGAAAUCGCAUUUACGAACGUGCGGAUCCUCUAAAAAGAACAAAAGCAAGCAAAGACUCCGAGCUUUAGUCGCUAAGCCUGAGGGGUAUGAGCCUACGCUCGGUCGUUGCAAUGCUUGCGCGACUUCUGUGCCGCUGACGGAGCUUGAGCAACACCGUCGGGAACGUAUCUUUCUUUACUGUGACGCAUACAAGACGGCCAAGAUCCAUACGGGUGCUUGGGAAAGCCAUGUCUGCACAUGUUCGAAGCGGGUUGAGGGUACUUUCGGUUAUUGCAAUGCUUGCGCGGCUUCUGUGCCGCUGACGGAGCUUGAACGACAGGCCAAGAUCUUCCCAGUUGCUUGGGAAAACCAUGUGCGCAUGUGCCCGAGGCGAGCUGUUGACGAUGUCGCUCCAGGAACGAUGCCGGUUCCUGAUCCACCGGUUCCUGAUCCAAGCCACCUGGGACAGGGCGCAUCAGGACUUAUGCCGGUUCUUGAUUGGCUUUCAGAACAGAAUACAUCAGAAAUGAUGCCGGUUCCUGAUCCCAGGCUUCUGGAACAGGGCAGCGCAGCCCUUUCUGGGUCUCACUUUUCUUCGGGGACGGAAAUUCCAUUUGAUAACAUACUUUAAAAAACUGAUCAAUAUUAUUCAAAAUGACUGAGACCAAUAUGAUGUCGAAUUAUAGCAGCAAUGCAAGGAUGAUUUGCAGAAGUAGCAUGUAUGAAAGUUAGGCGCAAAACGAUCAUGAUGAAGUUGAUGCCGUAGCUGUAAAGGAAAGCCGUCGAGAACAAGCGUAGUUAUUAUUACCAUAGUCCAUUGACAGAGCAUACCAAAGUGAGAAGAAAAAAAGCAUCAAGUAUCAGACAUAAGUCAGCGUCAAACUAAUGCUUGAAUAUGGGAGCUGAAGAUGAUUG
Aspergillus homomorphus CBS 101889 is the source of this 1670-nucleotide messenger RNA. RefSeq lists its product as uncharacterized. The record is from RefSeq and is a predicted model, not a curated record. The transcript has 2 exons. Lineage: Eukaryota; Fungi; Ascomycota; Eurotiomycetes; Eurotiales; Aspergillaceae. Bases 145 to 1386 code for a protein of 413 amino acids.